Messenger RNA from Macadamia integrifolia, 2481 nucleotides. RefSeq lists its product as uncharacterized. The record is from RefSeq and is a predicted model, not a curated record. NCBI's taxonomy places the organism in Eukaryota, Viridiplantae, Streptophyta, Magnoliopsida, Proteales, Proteaceae. Bases 457 to 2184 code for a protein of 575 amino acids. The transcript has 2 exons.
AAGAGAGAGAAAAGAGACGAAAUUAAAGCGCCUCUCUCCCUCUAUCUCUCUCUCUCUUCUUUUAAUUUUUUUUUCCUUUUUAUUCUUUGGCCUGUUCAUCCCAUCAUUCGCAAACAAAGGUCGUCAUAGACCCAUCGCUUCAAAUUUGAUUUUUCUCUGCAAAUUCCAACUACCCAAAACAGAGUGUGAGAGCAGUAGAGACCAAAUUUAGUGGGUUUUUGUGCUUCAGAUCUUGUUCUAAAACACUAUGAAAUCUGAGAUGGGUUCUCUUAUAUUCAGUCGAAAGCAAUAAAAACGGGAUACGUUUGGAUUACCGUAUCAGAUUCGGACUCUUAGUUUGGCUUCUCUGAUCUGGGUUUUUUCUCUGUUCUUCAGUUUCUUCAGCAUUUGGGUGGUUUUGGUGGGAAUGAGAUCAAGAAUCAGGCAUUCUUGCUGUUUCUAAGAGUGAAGAAAUCGAUGGAAAAAGAUCAAGAGCUGAAGCAUGUAUGCAAGUUCUGUAGGAAGAGCUUCCCCUGCGGAAGGUCCUUGGGAGGUCACAUGAGGUCACAUGUCACCAUUAAUUCAGCUGAAACAGAAGAGAAGGUCAUCAGCAAGAGGAACGCUGCUUCCGCUUCGGCUAAUGGUGGAAGCAAAAUUAGGAGCAGCUUCGUGGGAUUCGAAGCUGGUGGUCAUCCUGGUUAUGGUCUCAGAGAGAACCCGAAGAAGACUUGGAGACUUUCGGAUCCGAACGAUGAUGAAAUGGUUAGGCAAGGCAAGACUUGUAAAGAAUGUGGUAAAGAAUUUCUGUCAUGGAAAGCUCUGUUUGGUCACAUGAGAUGCCACUCUGAGAAGGAGAAGGAGAGGGUCUCCAACAAUAGCUUGGAGGAUGAUUCAUGGACUGGUGAGAACCAGAAUCUGGUUAUGGACAGCCAAUCUGACAACGAUGGUACUGCUCCCAAGCGUAGGAGACGAUCGAGAAGAAUGAGGAACAAGAAUACUACUUCUGUUUUGGAGUUUGAACAAGAACAAGAAGAGGUAGCCUUGUGUUUGAUGAUGUUGUCUAGAGAUGUGGGUGAAUGGGGUGGACUGAAUUCUGUUGCAGAGUCGUCCGAUACAAAUUCUGUGGUUUUAGAAGCUCUAACUAGAUCGUCAGCUCUGGAUAAGCGAAUUCCUGGAAAGGGAGGUAGAGAUUUUGACUGUGAUGAUGGGAAUGAAACUCUCCAGAGUCUGAAGAUGAAGAAACCAAGAGACAAGAAGAAGCAAGAAUCCGUAAUUUCCUAUUCUGAGAAUUUUCAGUUUGAGAAGAGAAGAUCUGAAUUUAGGGGUACUGAUCCUGGGUUCUUGAGGGUUGGCCUCAAGAAGGUUGAAUCUGAAGUUUCUGUCCAUGGGUUUCUCAGAGAAGAUGAAGCUGAAUUGGGGAAGGAUUUCUCCAGUAACAAGAAGCAAAACCAUAAGAAGAGUACAUUGGAGUAUUCUGAAGCUGAAUUGGGCAAAGACUGCAUUGAAGAAGCUGAAAUGGAUCAAGUUGAUUCAGAGCUCGGAAUGAAGUAUACUUCAAGAAAGAGAAGCAAAAGUGAAGCGUACUAUACUGAAUUGGGGGGAAAUUCCAGCAGGAAAAUGAGGUAUGAUGCUUCACAUUCUGAAAUCUGUAGGGAAACUCAAAGGAGAAGCAGGUUUGAGUGUACUACUUGCAACAAGACUUUCCAUUCUUACCAGGCUCUUGGAGGACACAGAGCCAGCCACAAGAAGGUCAAAGGAUGCUUCACUUUGAGGAUUGAAAACAGUGAAAACAGCAUUGAGACAGAUGGUUCUCCUGAUCCAACAGCUGAUAGUAAGCUUAAUAGGUCUUGCAGCAAUGAGACUCCAGUUGAGGAGCAGGAGCAGGAAGGAGUUGGCGGCAUUGCAGAGACAAGUUAUGGAUCAAAGAAGAGCAAGGGACAUGAGUGCCCAAUUUGCUUCAAGGUUUUUGCAUCAGGUCAAGCCUUAGGUGGCCACAAGAGAUCCCAUUUGGUUGGGGGCUCUGAAUCCGGAGCCAGUCAGAUCAAUGUAAUUCAGCAACAGCUUCCUGAGGUUCGUGAUCUGCUCGAUCUUAACCUCCCUGCUCCUAAUGAAGAAGAAACAACGAGUGGCCAAAUGGACUUCAAUCCAUGGUGGGCCAGAAACAACCCAAAGCAUGAACCUCUGGUGGGUCUGAUCUCUAACUGAGAAACCUGAUUUUGGGUAUUGUUCAUAUGAAGAUCCAAGAGUGUACAGACAGGUUGGUGAAUAUUAUUUCAUUAAUUCUUUAGAGAUUCAAGGACAUUCUCUAUAAAGGUAGCUGUUCCAUUUUCUGCUUAAAACUUCUAAGCAGCAGUUUUUCUUAGGCCAGCUCUUAAAGCUUUCCUUUCCUCCUCCCUUCCAGUCUGAAUAAAUUUCUAUUGUUGCUCACUUCAGGAUUAUCAAUCUGUUCAUUUUGAAACUUAAAUGCUAUAAUUCAAUUUUAUAAGCUGAGAUUAAACUCCA